Messenger RNA from Aureobasidium namibiae CBS 147.97, 1146 nucleotides. RefSeq names its product DUF453-domain-containing protein. The transcript has a single exon. Bases 1 to 1146 code for a protein of 381 amino acids. Lineage: Eukaryota; Fungi; Ascomycota; Dothideomycetes; Dothideales; Saccotheciaceae. The record is from RefSeq and is a predicted model, not a curated record.
AUGAGAGCUGGUACCUCAAAAGGUCUCUACCUGCAUCGUAAAGAUCUACCACAGAGCCAACAAGACUGGUCUUCUGUCAUCACACGAGUUAUGGGCUCGUAUGACGCGGACCCCAAGCAGUUGGACGGAAUCGGCGGAGCAACUUCAACGACGUCAAAAGUUGCCGUUGUAUCGCGGUCCACUCGUCCCGGCGUGGAUGUGGAUUACACAUUUGUCCAAGUAACAAUUGGCGCUCCUAAGCUGGACAUGACAGGCAAUUGUGGCAACAUCGCAUCUGGUGUCGGUCCAUUCGCGGUCGAUGAAGGCUUGGUUGAUGUUCUGCCAGGACAGAAGCAGGUCAAAGUCAGAGUCUUCAACACCAACACAAACUCUGUCAUGAUCGAGACAGUCCAAGUCGACGACGAAGGCCAUUUCCAAGAAGAUGGAGAUUGCCAACUUCCCGGAUUAUACUCGGUCGGUAGCCGAGUGCAAAUGGGCUUCUCCAAGCCAGCCGGUGCCAUGACCGGCAAACUACUACCUUCAGGACGCGCAAUGAACACCAUCCUUAUGCAAACCUCAUUCAACUCCGAACCUAUUCCGAUACAAGUUAGUCUUGUUGACGCUGCCAACCCUUUCUGUCUUGUUGACAGCUCGACACUGCCGGACUUCUAUCACCAGGAGGGACCUAGCGCAGCAGUCUCUAUCGACUUCAUUGAGAAGGUUCGAAGAGAAGCAGCAGUCUUGAUGGGUCUAGCCAAGAACACCAACGAAGCAGCGCUCACCAGAGGCACACCGAAGAUCGCAGUUUUGACGAGACCAGUAGCCGUAGAAGACGGGCCGUCGGUAGACUUCCAAGUCGUUGCUUAUUCUAUGGGCAAAGUUCACGGAAGCUUGCAGUUGACCGGAGCAGUGUGUCUCGGCACUGCGGCAUGCACUAAAGGCACUGUGGCAUACGAGCUUCGCAAUGGCUCAUCUGAUACGAGGAAAAGGGAAGACUCUCCUAUCGAGAUGAAUGACGUGCCAGAUCUUGAGACCGUUCGUCUCCGACAUCCCGGCGGUGAUAUGGAUGUCGACGUCCGAUUAGAUGCGAAGAGUCAAGUAGAAGAGGUGGUCGUGUUCCGAACGGCUCGCCGGCUAUUUGAAGGCAAAGUCUACUACCUGGGAUGA